Messenger RNA from Moesziomyces antarcticus, 2007 nucleotides. RefSeq names its product inositol/phosphatidylinositol phosphatase. Gene Ontology annotation, molecular function: phosphatidylinositol-4-phosphate phosphatase activity. Gene Ontology annotation, biological process: phosphatidylinositol dephosphorylation. The transcript has a single exon. Gene Ontology annotation, cellular component: endoplasmic reticulum. Lineage: Eukaryota; Fungi; Basidiomycota; Ustilaginomycetes; Ustilaginales; Ustilaginaceae. The record is from RefSeq and is a predicted model, not a curated record. The coding region runs from base 1 to 2007 and encodes 668 amino acids.
AUGUCGUCCGCCAACAGCCUGCCCCAGCUUUGGGAUGGCUUUCGCAUGACCAUCUCGCCCCAGGCGUACACGUUUGAGCCUACCUCGUCGUCCGACGCCGCUCGCUCCGAAGCGCUCGUGAUCGACCGCAACGACUCGUCCGUGCGCCUCACCAAGCAGGGCUCCACUUCCAACCGCGGCGAUGCCAAGUCGAUGGCAGUGCACGGCCUGGUGGGCAUCAUCAAGCUGCACACGUCCGAGUUCCUGGUGGUGAUCACCUCCAAGAAGAAGGUCGCCGAGAUCGCAGGCGCCGACGUGUUCAUGGCCACCGAGUUCCGCGUGCUCCCGCUCGAGAAGCAGGCCAAUCCGUCGCUGCUCAAGCAUCCCGUCGAAAAGACGCUGCUCGGUCUGCUCAAGUCGCACCUCUACAGCGCUCCGUUUUAUUUCAGCUAUGGAUACGAUCUCACGAGCAGCAUGCAGCGCCAGGCGUCCAUCUCGAACAAGACGGCGCCGCUGUGGCAGCGCACUGACGACCGCUUCUUCUGGAACCGCUUCCUGAUGCAGCGCUUCGUAGAGGCGACACAGGCGGGCCACGACGUGUCGCGCUUCAUGCUGCCGUGCGUGUUUGGCUUCCUCGAGGUGAAGCAGGUGACGAUCAACAACCACGCGUUUGUGCUCGGGCUGAUUGCGCGUCGCUCGCGCCACCGCGUGGGCACGCGCUACUUUUCGCGCGGCAUCGACCUGGACGGCAACGUGAGCAACUUCAACGAGACCGAGCAGUUUGUCAUCACCAACCCCCAGGGCGGCCCUGACAUGGUCAAGGCGGACGGCUCGAUUCGCAAGAGCUACGUGCAGACGCGCGGCUCCGUACCCGUCUUCUGGGCCGAGGUGAACAACCUGCGCUACAAGCCCGAUCUGCAGAUCAUGGAAAAGCCCGAGACGGCCGAAGCUACGCGCCGCCACUUUGACGACCAAGUGCAGCGCUACGGCGACAACUACCUCGUCAACCUCGUCAAUCAGAAGGGCUACGAGAAGCCCGUCAAGGAGGCGUACGAGCGCGCCGUCGAGAAGCUCGCCAACGCACACGUGCACUAUACCUACUACGACUUCCACCACGAGUGCAAGGGGAUGAAGUUCGAGCGUGUCAUGGACCUCAUCGAGCGGCUGCAGUCCAAGGGGCUCAAGAGCACCGACUACUUUGCCUCCGAGGCGGGCAAGGUGGUGAGCGAGCAGCGCUCCGUGGUGCGUACCAACUGUAUGGACUGUUUGGACCGCACCAACGUUGUGCAGGGUACGCUGGCACGGUGGAUGCUCAACGAGCAGCUUUCGGCCAUCGGCAUCUUGGGAGCGGGCGAUCAGGUGGAGAAGCACGCCGAGUUUAUGCACGUCUACCGCAACGUGUGGGCGGACCAUGCGGAUGUGAUCAGCAAGGCCUAUUCGGGAACAGGGGCUCUCAAGACCGACUUUACACGCACGGGGAAGCGGUCCAAGGAAGGAGCGCUGCAGGAUGGCGUCAACUCGGUCACGCGCUACAUCAAGAACAACUACUUUGACGGUGCACGUCAGGAUGCCUACGACCUCUUCACGGGUGCAUGGGAGCCCUCCAAGGGUCUACCGCACCCGGACCAGCGUGCACUGCUCGUACGCGCCAUGCCAUGGAUCCUCCUCUUCGCCCUCGCCAUGCUUUUCGCCAGCAUCGUUCUGCCGCGCCAUGCCGUUGCUACCGUUGCGGGAGCUACCGGUGCCGACGUCAAGAACACGUCGAGCGUGUGGUUCUUUACGCUUUGGCUCGUGGUGGCGGUGGGCAGCGCCCAGUUCAUGGUCUCGCGCGGACUCGACUACGUCGCCUGGCCCACACUCAACCGACCGGACGAGACCAUCUUUUACGACGGCCCGGGCUUCAAGUCGGGCGCCAAGGGUCGUACUGGCGUGGUGAACCCUCUGAGCAAGGCGAAUGGAGGGGUCAAGGCGAGAGCUGCACCGACGAAUGCAGGUCGACGUGGCCAGGCGUACUCGAUCGACUCGUAG